AUGUCUCAAACCAACUGGGAAGCUGAUAAAAUGUUAGAUGUGUAUAUCCAUGACUAUUUGGUAAAAAGGGACUUGAAGGCUUCUGCUCAGGCUUUUCAAACUGAAGGAAAAGUGUCAUCUGAUCCUGUAGCUAUUGAUGCACCUGGAGGCUUUCUCUUUGAAUGGUGGUCUGUGUUCUGGGAUAUAUUCAUUGCUAGGACCAAUGAGAAGCACUCAGAGGUUGCUGCAUCUUACAUUGAGGUUGGUUUUCAGGACUCUUCUGCUGCAUCUCAUUAUUUCCUUUAG
This is a messenger RNA of Dovyalis caffra, 285 nucleotides long. The record is from the annotation of a GenBank genome assembly. NCBI's taxonomy places the organism in Eukaryota, Viridiplantae, Streptophyta, Magnoliopsida, Malpighiales, Salicaceae.